GAGCGCUGAAAGAAGAAAGAAGACUCUAGCAGCGGCACAUUUCUACUCUGCAGCGGCUCAGACACACAGCGACACUGUCCUUCAACAAAAGUUCCUAAAGCAGCCAUGGACGGGAUGACGUUUGGACCCACGUCGCUCCUGUGCACCUUGCUGCUGUGCGCGUUACAAGCAUGUCGCGGUGCUGUGAUGGUGAAGACGACUCCUACAGUGGAAGUGAUAAUGGGAGAGUCGGCCAAUCUGCCCUGCAGUUACACUGUUUCUCCAACGACAAAAACUACAGUAGUAGAAUGGUACAUUGAGGACCAGGGAACCAGAAAGCGUGUUGCUUUCCGCUCACAGGGCAACGAGGGGAAGGGUGAUGAGGGCACGCCUCUAAGUGGGCGGGUCACCAUAGGAGAAGACUUUACCUUGACCAUCUCUCCUGUUCAACCCUCAGAUGAGGUCUCCUUCAUCUGCCAGGUCACUGCUGGCUCUGCUGGGGUUUCAGACUCCACCACCAUGCUGAAAGUGUUCUAUGCUCCCGAGAAGCCAGAACUCAGAUCUUCCAGUCAGGCUAUUUCUGCAUUAUUGAAGGGCAGCUCUGAGAUCGGAACGUGUGUGACAAUGAAUGGACAUCCUCAGCCAAGAAUUAUCUGGUACAAAGAUGACCAGCCCCUACCUGAGGUCAAAAACAGGACAGAGUUGACCUACAUGAUUUCUUCACUUGUGAAGGAGGCAUCUGGCCUCUACACCAUCAAGAGCAUCUUGCACAUGCGGCCCACCAAAGCAGACAAGGACUCUGUGUUCCAGUGCACCGUAGAGUACAGCAUGCCAGGAGGACAGAUCAAGAAGAAGAAGUCAGACACCAUCACCAUUAACCUGAACUAUCCCUCAGAGAAGGCGAGCAUGUCUCUACUCAACACGACCCCAGUCAAAGAGGGAGACAAUGUGACCAUGAAGUGUGAGACUGAUGGAAACCCUCAGCCUGAGUUUGAGUUCAUGAAAGAUGGAAGUUCCAUAACUGGCCAAGGGGGCCUGCUCACGCUCACAUCUGUCAAGCGUACGGCCUCUGGUGUGUAUCAGUGUCAUGCCAUUGAUUUCGAUAAUCUUGAUGCUGACCUGAGUGCAGAGGUCACCCUCAGUGUUAACUACAUUGACCCGAUAAGCGUGACCCCUGCAGGCACAGUGGUUGUCCAGCUUGGAGACAUGGUGGAGUUACAGUGUAAGACCAAGGCCUCUGAUACCUACACGCUUCAGUGGAAGAAGGACUCUGAGGUGCUCUCUCAGACGGGCGUGCUUUCCAUACCGCAUAUUUCUUAUGAUAAAGGUGGAGAUUACAUGUGUGUAGGAGCUGUGCCGUCUGUGCCGGGACUGACAGCCAGCGAGAGUGUCACCAUCACUGUCAAAGGAAAGCCAAUGAUCGAAGGUCCCACUGGUGGAGAAGUGUCAAAAGAAGGAGACUCAGUGACACUGAAGUGCUCUGCCUACGGCUACCCUCCACUUCAGUUUUCGUUCACACCCUCAGGAAAAGAGUCGGUAUCAGUCGAAGGUAACAAGGUGGUGAGUGUGGUGACCCUACCAGCUACGGCCGCAGUCAUGAAGGACGGGGUGACCUGUGAAGUUUCUAAUGAGUAUGGAAGUGAUCGCAAGAACUUGCCAGUAGCUCUCAAAAAAUCGGCUGGCAACUCCAGUGACAGAGUGCUGCUCUCUGGAAACCCUGCGCUUACGUCAGCUGACAAGCAGCAGGGAGGCUCCAGUGAGGUGGUAAUUGCUGUGGUGGUUUGCGUCCUGCUGCUGCUGCUGCUGGUGGUGGCCAUCAUCUACUUCCUGAGCAAGAAAAACAAGCUGCCCUGUGGCAAGACGGUCAAGAAGGAAAUAACAAGGGGGGAGGUGAACAAUGACACUGUGGUGGAGAUGAAGAAGGGGAAGUCCCACGAAGAGACGGUCCUCCUCAACAAGAAGCCACCAACAGAACAGUGAUGAACUGAGCUGCUGAAUUUCACCAAGAGGACGAUGAAAAGAAGACAGACAGCAGUUAUGGAGACAACAGGGCUAUUUUCUUUUCUUUCUUUUUGUUUUUUUGUUUGUUUAUUUUUUUUUUGAACACCAGAUGAUUUCGAUGGACUAUGGAUGGCGGAGAUCUGACUGGGGGAAGAGGCACACUGUGUAUAGCAUUAGGUAUGCUAGUUUUAUAAACUGCAGUACACGUGUUGGGUGGAGUUUGUCUUUUUAUAAUUGACUAUAAAAGAUAAAACUCUCCCUGACUUCACUACGACAGCUUUAAAACGGUUCCUGUGAAACAUCAUCAUGUGUAUUUCAUCACUGAGUUAUGUUAUUACCAGGGCUUCAUUGGUUCUUCUUUUUUCCCCACUUUUUUUUAUUUUAAAUCUAUCCCAAAUGAACCAUAAGACUGUCAUUCAAACACUGUGCUGUUUUCAGUUUUUAUAUAUUUUUUUUUAUAUGUGUGGAUUUACUGUUUUAAAUCUAAGUGUAACACUGAAAUGACUGUUUUGUCUCGCAGUUAGCACUUAGCAAACAGCGUGCUUGCGAAAUUACAGUGGUAAAACAAUUCUCACAGGCUGCCAUCUGUUUGUUUUGUGUUUUUUUAAUGUGUGUGGUUUUCCCACUUCAAUAACAAGUGAUGAUUUAUAUUCACAAGAUUUAGUCCUUAAACACACUGGCAUACAUGGCUGUUGCUUUUGUACUUUUUUAUUGCAUAUUUGCCACCUGCGAAUGCAUUUUUUUCACCACCCAUAAUUAGCUUUCUGUAGCAAAAGCCCAUGCUUUUAAUAAUGCCAAUGCCUUCUCUGAAAUUGCUUGUUUUUUGUUUUUUAAAAUCGGUUUAAAAAGCCACAUAGCAAGCAAGCUAUUAGGAUGUACAAAUUUGUUCUUGCCAUUUACAUGGUACGUGUAUAUUAUGUUAGUUCAACUGUUCAUUUGUUUUCCCUUUUCUCAUUUUCUCUGUAAAUUGAACCUUUAAAUGUCCUGUCUAUCACACAUGAGGUGCACUGUGUAUAACGCGGAGCUAAAGUGGCAGCCUGAGUCCAUCACCAUGACUGCUUUUAUAGCUUUAUAGUCAUUGUGUUCAGAAAUAAACUAUUAGCUCCUGCUGUAAAGUUCCAAUCUGCUGAAAUGGUUGACAAUCUCAGACUGUGUUAUUGAACUUUCUGUAGUCCCAGAUUUAGAAUUUAGUUUGAUAACAGGGCGCUGAAGGGAAGGUAUGGGAGUGUACCUGGAGCGCGUGAUGCACAUUAGUUUAAUGAAAAUUAAAUAAUUUGUUAAAGUGUGACAGCAGCAUUUGGUUAUGUCUAGGGCCCGGUUUCAUACAACAGUCUAAUUUUGUUUAGUGGAAUAAACUCACAUAGCCGACUCAUCUAUUAACAUUAGUCGUUGCGCAAAGUGUUUAGUCGAUUAAAGUUUUGUGUUACCCGACUAAAGUUUUUAACCUGGUACAGAGGAGGCUAAUCUUAUUUCAAUCUACAAAACUUCAGUGUCUUACCUCAAAAAAGUUGGCUAUCAUGUAUCACCACUUGAUGGAGGAAGAAGGAAGGCGAGACUUGCAGCAGGAGCAGGUGUUCCAGGACUGGAAUAAUCCAGUGGACAUGUUUACGGACGUCAAGAUCGGGAGCACUUCUCUCUGCUGCGGCAGACUCAGCCAUGUUUGUAUCACACGAACCAACCUGGAAGCAAACAAAAUCGUCGCGCAUUGGAGGCAUUUCUUGGCAACGGCACUCGCAAGGCCACUAUGACCAUGAAAAUUGUUGAUUAACGCAAGAUGGCUGAUCUACAAGUUUAGCCGUCAGUGUGAAAUGGAGAUUAGACACAAAAUGUUGGGCAGCUAACCUUAGUAGACUAAGUAAGCUUAGCAGACUAAAAGAUUAGACUGCUUUAUGAAACUGGGCCCAGGCAUACAAUUCAAACAUUUUAUGGGGUUACAUUUGUGUCAAAAGUGUUGAUGUUUCUGUGGUACUGAAUGAAAUAAAAAAUGAACUGUGAUGAAUCAGACACAAACAAUAUGAACUCAGUAACAUGAAAAUUCACUAAGGCAUCUUUGCAUAGCUAAUACUGCAAUCUGUUGUACUCAGAAUUCUGAAAAUGUCAGUUUGAUCAAAUUGUGUUCAAAUCAGUGUCUUCUGAAUGUCAACACAAAGUUGGCAUUAGCUUCUCAUGCCUGUGGAUAGCCUAAAUAUCUACAGCAGAGCUACUUAAACUGUUAUUAUUAUUUUGUUAAUGGUAUCAUUUUUAUUUCAUUCACCAUUUGUGACUCUAUAGGCUGGUGGCAUUCAGUAUGUGUUACGUCAUGUCAGACAUGAUGUAGUGUUUUUUUAAGAAGGAUACAUAUGGGCAUUGUUACUAAGAUGAAAAAACAUGUUUUGCUCACAUAAAGUAGAUGAAUAGUCCAGAAUCUAAAGCUAUUCCUGUCACAUACCUGUGUUAUUGCUUUUCAGACCAUAAAGCAUUGACUAAAAUUGCCCCAUAAAUUAGGUUGUUCUUGUUGCUGUUUGUAUUUCUGUCUUUCUUUCAGCAAGAUAAUCUCAAAAAGGAUAUGAAUAGAUUUUAAUGAAAUUUGAUGGAAUGUUCCAACUUUCCACCCAAAAAAGGGGGUCAAGAAAGACCCAUGUUGAACUUUGGCCUGGAUCCAGAUUAAGGCACAGGUCCAUCCUUUGAUCUCUGAUUGUGAUUCUUUUGAAUCAUGGAUGGAUUAGAGGACCAAGGAAAUAGGCAGUCAGUGUCUACAUUCAGUGACCAGGAUCAAAGGUCAGGGCCACAGAUGCAAUAUGAGAGCUCAAGAUCAAAGAUAAAUUUUUAGGAUUCCAUGGAUAUUUUUCCAUCAAUAUACUUUGGCUCAACUUCUGAUUGGGGUCACCACAGCAGAUCUGAUAGGUUGAUUUGGCACACGGUCAUACCAAUGCCCUUCCUGAUGCAACUCCACAUUGCAUGAAGAAUGGGCACCUUCUUUUUUCGAAGCAACAGCAUCAACCACCUGGCAGCCAUGCUGAAUUCGGUUUAGGUAUUAUCUUAAAUUAACCUCUGAAUUGUUGAGUUUUGAUUUUGCCAAUGUAAUGCCAUUUAUUUGUGGGUGUAAGGUCUCAGGAGGAUAAAGAGGACUCUGGAGCCUUGGUGGAGGUAUGAGCGCUGCCUGGUUAUUUAUUUAGUUUUUUUUGUUUGUUUGUUUGUUUUUUGCCUUGGAUCAGUUGAGAAUAAACUCUUGCUUAUCAUCUUUUAACUGAUGCAAUUCUUGACCACCAAUUGAAGUAAGGGGUUGUCUCAUGAAACACAACAUAGUAUGCCAUCUGUGAAACAACACUUACUCAAUUCAUCAUGUUUCAUAAUGUAGCCCAGAGGAAACACACAGCACAACCCAAUCACCAUAUGGGGAGCCCUCCUAGAAAUAGAUUUUCUUUGUUUGAACAUAUUUAACAUUGCUAUUGCAGGCGAAAUAUCAAUAUUUUUGACAUACCACAAAUGUAAUCCCAGUUUCUUAGAUUUUAAAAGUGGUACAACAGAGGUUUAAUGUGCUGUUUAACUUUAUUGUACACUGGAACCAAUAAGUGUAUUGAUAAUGGAAAAAAGGUCACUGUAAACAUAUUAAAAUUUAUCAGACCUGAGAUGGCAGUAAUGAUAGCUCAGUGAACUUUGAACUCCUUUUAUGUUUUUAACGUUUUAUAUAAAAUACUGGGUCUAUUUGUUUUUCUGUGGAAAGGGGAUUUUGUUUUAAAACUACUGAAUUAAAUGCUUUUUCUUUUUUUUACUUGCUGAGAGAAGAGAGAAUUCUUUUGCUUUUGAUAUUUUGCUUUUCAUAUUGUCAGUGCUUCUCUGUAUAUUUUGUGAUACGCUGUUGUGAUUUCUAUAGUGUAUUGAUGUACCUUUUAUUCCUGAAUGUGCACAUGUUCAAAUGAAAACACUUUCACAC
Messenger RNA from Thalassophryne amazonica, 5893 nucleotides. It is a transcript of the gene bcam, whose product is annotated as basal cell adhesion molecule (Lutheran blood group). The record is from RefSeq and is a predicted model, not a curated record. The coding region runs from base 106 to 1959 and encodes 617 amino acids. The transcript is spliced from 18 exons. Gene Ontology annotation, cellular component: plasma membrane. Lineage: Eukaryota; Metazoa; Chordata; Actinopteri; Batrachoidiformes; Batrachoididae.